CUCUUUUGUCACAAAACAUAAGCCUUUUUCGCAGUUUUCUCCCUUCCGAGUCUCCAUUCCUUCUAAAACUAGCUCGUUGCCUUUCCUACAAGAGAAGUGUAGAGAUAGAUGGCUCCCUCAAUGAGGUUCCUCGUCUUUUUUUCUGUUCUUGCUCUCUCUCCUCUCUGUUUUGCAUUUCCUCAUCCCGACGGACACCUCUACCCACAGUUUUACGACCAUUCAUGCCCGAAAGCGCAAGAGAUUGUGGGAUCUGUCGUUGCCGAAGCUGUUGCAAAGGAAGCACGAAUGGCUGCUUCUCUGCUUCGGCUUCACUUCCAUGACUGCUUUGUCAAGGGCUGUGAUGCAUCCGUUCUUCUGGACAGCACCGGGACUUUCCUUAGCGAGAAGCGGUCCAACCCGAACCGGAAUUCGGCAAGAGGUUUCGAAGUCAUCGAUGAGAUCAAGUCUGCAUUGGAGAAGGAAUGCCCGCUUACGGUGUCCUGCGCUGACAUCGUAGCCCUUGCGGCAAGAGAUUCUACAGUUCUGGCCGGUGGUCCUAGCUGGGAGGUUCCAUUGGGGAGGAGGGACUCAUUGGGGGCAAGCUUGAGUGGCUCCAACAACAACAUUCCAGCUCCCAACAACACCCUUCCCACCAUCAUCACUAAGUUCAAGCUCCAAGGCCUCGACCUUGUCGAUCUGGUCGCUCUCUCUGGCAGCCACACGAUCGGGCAAUCUCGGUGCACCAGCUUCCGCCAACGGCUCUACAACCAGACAGGCAAUGGGCUCCCUGAUGGUACACUCGAUGCAGCCUACGCCGCCCAGUUGCGGACCCGAUGCCCGCAGUCGGGUGGCGACCAGAUCCUCUUUCCGUUGGACUUUGUGAGCCCCACCAAGUUCGAUAACAACUACUUCAGGAACCUCAUGGCCGAGAAGGGCCUCCUCAGCUCCGACGAGGUCCUCUUCACUAAGAGUGCAGCCACCAUGCAGCUGGUGAAGCUGUAUGCAGAGAACAAUGAGCUCUUCUUCGAGCAAUUUGCGAAUUCCAUGGUGAAGAUGGGCAACAUCUCCCCACUCACUGGGUUAAGGGGAGAGAUCAGGAAGCACUGCAGGAAGGUUAACCAUUAAAGUGGUGAACCAAUAUGGGAUUUGUCUCUAGUUGUCUUUGUAGCUUGUUCUGUUUUACAUGUGUGCGAGCUGCAUGCUGUUAUUGUUGUUGCUUCUCUUCUCGUAGAGGCAUAUUUUCGCUAGUGAAGCUUUCUAUACAAUCAAUAAAUUUGGACUUUAAACACAA
Molecule: messenger RNA, 1270 nt
Organism: Phoenix dactylifera (date palm)
Lineage: Eukaryota; Viridiplantae; Streptophyta; Magnoliopsida; Arecales; Arecaceae
Product: peroxidase 72-like
Biological process (GO): response to oxidative stress; hydrogen peroxide catabolic process
Molecular function (GO): peroxidase activity; heme binding
Source: RefSeq, a predicted model, not a curated record